Sabethes cyaneus is the source of this 1767-nucleotide messenger RNA. Its product is annotated as alpha/beta hydrolase domain-containing protein 17B-like. Gene Ontology annotation, molecular function: palmitoyl-(protein) hydrolase activity. The transcript is spliced from 4 exons. Lineage: Eukaryota; Metazoa; Arthropoda; Insecta; Diptera; Culicidae. Gene Ontology annotation, biological process: protein depalmitoylation. Gene Ontology annotation, cellular component: plasma membrane; endosome membrane. The record is from RefSeq and is a predicted model, not a curated record. Bases 516 to 1382 code for a protein of 288 amino acids.
AGCCAGCAGCUUACUGGAAGGGAGUGUGUGGCAUUUUUGCUAGGAAGAAAAAAUAGUACGCGAAAAACAGUACAAUUUUGUGUAAAUUUGCUGAUAAAAGUGUUUAAUUCGUGUGCGCUAAUCACAUUUGCGUCAGGAAUAUGUUGGUUUGCCACAGUGUCAGAAGCGAAUCUGUGCUAGACUAGCCAGUAGUAGGAAGUCAAAUCUAUUGUGUUUUGUGUAAACCUGUAGCAGUCAUUUUUUCUUGAGGCUGUGAAAAAGUCUGCUGCCUAGUUUUAUAAAAGAAAAAUUCGCUGGAAAAAUAAGUGUUUAUUUUGCUUGUGAGCUUUGUGAACUGUAGUUUUGGUGUAGCGAAGCCAUUCAAGCUGGAACCAGCAAAAGAAGCAAGUGUUACAGCCACAGCUCGUAAGCUCGGAUCGGAAGGAACCGUUUCCGCUGAAUCCGAAUCGGGCACAGCAGUAGCAACGGUAACAGUCGCUGAUUCGACAGGAGAAGUAUCCGAUAGCAAAAGAAAGAUGAAUGGUCUCAGCUUCAGUGAACUCUGUUGUCUGUUCUGCUGUCCUCCCUGUCCGGGGAGGAUCGCUUCCAAGCUAGCCUUCCUGCCCCCGGAAGCGAGCUACGAGCUGAAAGCGGACGAUGCAGCCAACAGUAAAUUUACGCUGAAUUUGCUGGAUCGAGCAGACUGGCAGUACGGUGACCGAGAGAAAGAAUGCUUUGAGGCAUUUUUUGCGAGGUCCUCCAGAGGGAACCGAAUAGCCUGCCUAUUCGUUAAGUGCAGUACUAAUGCUAGAUUCACGCUGCUUUUCUCCCAUGGCAACGCAGUUGACCUAGGACAAAUGACGAGCUUCUUUAUCGGGCUGGGACAGCGCAUAAAUUGCAAUAUAUUUAGUUACGAUUAUUCCGGAUACGGUAUGAGUACCGGGAAGCCAACGGAGAAGAAUCUGUAUGCGGACAUCGACGCAGCAUGGCAUGCCCUUCGCACGCGGUAUGGUAUCAGUCCGGAAAAUAUCAUCCUAUACGGCCAGAGUAUAGGAACAGUCCCGACGGUGGAUUUGGCCAGCCGGUACGAGGUGGGCGCCGUCAUUCUACACUCACCGCUGAUGUCCGGAAUGCGGGUAGCCUUCCCAGCUACGAAGCGAACCUGGUUCUUCGAUGCUUUUCCUAGCAUUGACAAGGUUCCUAAAGUGACAUCACCGGUACUGGUAAUACAUGGUACCGAGGAUGAGGUAAUCGAUUUUUCUCAUGGAAUGACCAUCUACGAGAAAUGCCCUCGUGCGGUGGAACCGCUAUGGGUCGAGGGAGCCGGACACAACGAUGUCGAAAUGUACAGCCAGUAUCUCGAGCGACUGAAGCAAUUCGUGUCGGUGGAGCUGGUCAACUGACAAAAACUUAACAAGGGAGUUGGUGGCGGUGGUGGAGGCGGCGGCGGCGGCGGCGGCGGCAGUGACAGCGGUGACAGCAGCCGAAAGAAAACCUGUUCCGAUAAGGAGAAGCAAAGCAAAAAGAAAAACGAAGAAAAUGGGAAAACCGCUCCUGACAUGCCGGAAGACGAUGAGAUUGAUGACGAUUUCGCGACAGACGAUGAAAUUUUGAACGCAUCGAUAACGAUAAGCUCAAACUCAACGAAUGUGUCGACUGGCGAUAAACUUCUCUAGCAUCAGGGGUCGGACGCUGGUAGCGAGUUCAAUCUCGCUUCCUGCGUCCCUGCAACCGCUCCGGUUCCUUCCGCCGCCAUCGAUACACUUCCUUCAACGUUUUCCUACAAUC